UUAAUAUGAUUUCUUUAAGCAAGGAACUUCUGCUAUCGAAACAUAAAUCCUUGCUAUAUGAGUAAAAACUUAAAUAGUUCUGUAUCUGAGUAAAAAUAUAAGCAUAGAGAUAGAAAAAGUUCUUUCUGACGAGGAACAGAAACACAUCAUAACUCUUGAUUGGUGAACAAGAUGUCAAUGUUCAUACAUCAUUGAGUAUUAAGGAUGACAGCUUUUAGCUUUUUACAAAAUAACCGUAGCCGUAAUAAUCAUAAGUAAAAUGGUACACAAUAUUUAUAUUUCCUACAGUAUCAGUGUUAUUGAUGUAUAAUGCCGCCCAAACCGAGAAAUGACACUGAGCAUAAGAAAAGCGUAUUAGUUGUGCCCAGUAGAGUAGUAAGCAGGCCAGAUGAACUCGAAGGGGGCGAAGAGACAGAAAUCGCAGCUCAAAUAUCUGUACCGGAGGAGGGAGGCUGGGGAUGGGUAGUAGUUAUAGCUGCUUUCUGCUGUAUCAUGAUAUUAGAUGGAGUUUGUUUCACAUUUGGAAGUAUGAUUCAAGAUAUCAAGAACGAUUUCCAGACAACAGAUUCAAAAGUCGCUUUUGUUAAUUCCUUGGCAGUCGCGUUAUAUUUUUUAUUAGGACCUCUAGCAUCAGCAUCUAUAAAUCGAUUUGGAUUUAGACUAUGUUGUAUGUUUGGUUCUGUCGUUGUAUCUUGUUCGUUACUUUGUUCAUACUUUACCACUAAUUACAUUUCUCUCUGUGUCUUUUAUGGAGCAUUCGCUGGCUUGGGUUAUUGUUUUAUAAAUUUAUCAAGUGGUCUUAUAGUAGGCUUUUACUUUGAGAAACUACGUGCAAUAGCGUUAGCAAUAGCUGCAACUGGGUCAAGCGUUGGGAUUGCUGUUAUGUCUCCAGUAAAUACAUACUUAAUCAGUGUAGCCGGUUGGAGAGUCACAACUUUAUUUCAUACGGGAUUAUUUGGUAUAAUAUAUUUUAUGGGAAUGACAUAUAGGCCUCUUUUAUCGUUGACAGUGAUCACAACCACCGAUGACCCAACUCGCACUGUUACUUAUUUGCCAAAUCUAGCUUCUGUAAGUCAAAGUACUGGUUCACGCGCAAACAAUGGAGGCGGGUUAAUACCAACUGCAACAGAAAGAUUAUUUAGUGCAGUAUCAAAUGCAAAUUUUCCAACAGCAGCAUCUGUCGUAGUAGAAGGUUUAUCUUCAAGUCCAACACAACCAGGUCCAUCGACAGCUGCAGCUGUAUCAAGGAUAACAUUAACAGCUCACAGUCCUCAUGGGGGAAUAAGCAGACGUCAGUUAAAACAAGUGCAAUCAAUUAUAUCAAGGACUAGUGUUCAAGAUAAAUCGAAAAAGAACGUAGAGGUUACGCUUAAUAUUGAUGAGCCUAAAAAAAGAAAAUGGUGGCAAAGAUUAUGUCAUUGGGAAUCACACGUUCCAGAAUCCCGACCAAUGUAUAGAGAUGAUGCUUUCUAUGAUGGCAAAAUAGAAAAAUUACCUGAAUAUCAAAAGAGUAUGAUGGAUACAGGAGAAGCGAAAACAGGGUUAGAAUAUCAAAUGGCUGUAUCUAGAGCAGUUACUGCUGUUGAUUUAAAGGAAAGGAGAGGUGUUUUUACCACUGCUGCUCGGCGAGUAUUAGCUACAAUGGUCGACCCAAAACUACUAAGUAGAAAAUCGUUCUUACUUUUAAGCUCUAGCGGGUUUAUUGUUUAUUUGGGCUACUUAGUCCCUUAUGUAUUUAUUCAAGAUCGUAAUCGAUCCGCCGGAAUAGAUGAUUAUCAUUGUAAUAUAUUUGUAACCGUGAUUGGAGUAGCAAAUGCUGUGGGCAGAUUGGUGAUGGGAGCAUUAACUAGUAAGUUUGAUUCAUUAACAUUAUACUCAGUCGCGUGUUGUUCGGCUGGAACAGCAACUAUACUAUCUACUAUAUCUUAUAGUUUAUAUUACCAAUACGGUUAUUGUGUUAUAUUUGGAUUUUUUAUAUCUAGCUUUGCGAGUUUAAGAAGUAUAGUUGUCGUUUCUAUAUACGGAUUAGAUAAAUUAACUAAUGCUACAGGUUUAUUACUGUUAUUUCAAGGUUGUGGAAGCUUGAUAAGUACUCCAAUGGCAGGAAUAUUAAAAGAAAAUUUUGACUAUAAAAUUUCGUUUUAUAUAGCUGGCAUGUUUAUGUUGUUAGGUGGUAUUAUCGCUAUUCCGGUAAGAAUAUUAGCCAGCAGGGAAGAUGAGCGUGAACAUGAGAUGAAAAAAUAUACACAAAGCUACAAAAAUAAAAACUAAUUAUGUGAUACGAAAACUCCAAUCCGGUCAAUCUAGACGUUCAAAAUUAAAGUAAUACCAGGAAUUAAAAAAAUUAAAUCUCAAAAUUUCUAUGCUUCCAUCGCUCCGAUACAUGAAAAAAAAAAUAUUUGAGCUCGAAGGGGAUAAAAUGAGAUUAACGUGAUUUUCUUUUAACCGUUAAGUUAUCAAUUUAAAUUAUAAUGAAAAUAAACAAAACAGACAAACAUUUAUUCAUCUUGCUCUGCGCCAACGUCAAUCUCCUGUCUGGUUUCCUUCCCCCAAAUGUUGACUACGAGUAGAAGAGAUUGCAUUAGCGAUAAGUCCUUUGUACCAUCUCUGUUUUGUAUAUUUAACUCUUAUGAUGCAAUAAAGACUUUUAUAUACCUAACUAUACAAAAUAUCAUAAUAUACCUACUUACACAACAUACACACACAAUAAUUAUUACACAUAUUAAAAUCUAGGUACAAUUUUGGCCCGAAGUAAUUUUACGAUCAACCGACUUAACGUUUUAAAGAAAAUCGAGAAUUUACUUUACUUUUGACCCCAUAUAAGUUUUUUUUUUUCAUUAUAAGUAUAUUUUUCAUUAUAGAUAUAUAAUUACAUUGUUAAUUAUGUUUUUUGCAAUUUCACUUACCUACCUACUUUAUGCUGAUUGUGAUUUUAUUUGAUAACUACCCUCGCUCUUUUUUUUGGUCUAGUUUGAAGUGUGGGAGAGAUAUAUUCAAAUAAUUCGUUGUAUACUUACUUAUAACGAUUUACAAGUAAGCUUUGUAAUCAACUA
Molecule: messenger RNA, 3053 nt
Organism: Amyelois transitella
Lineage: Eukaryota; Metazoa; Arthropoda; Insecta; Lepidoptera; Pyralidae
Product: monocarboxylate transporter 2
Exons: 1
Coding region: 310-2271 (653 amino acids)
Biological process (GO): transmembrane transport; monocarboxylic acid transport
Molecular function (GO): monocarboxylic acid transmembrane transporter activity
Source: RefSeq, a predicted model, not a curated record